This is a messenger RNA of Platichthys flesus (European flounder), 3324 nucleotides long. Its product is annotated as proline and serine-rich protein 2. The record is from RefSeq and is a predicted model, not a curated record. Lineage: Eukaryota; Metazoa; Chordata; Actinopteri; Pleuronectiformes; Pleuronectidae. The transcript is spliced from 4 exons. The coding region runs from base 248 to 1987 and encodes 579 amino acids.
CAGAGCUCAACUCGAGAGGAGGAGAACAACUGGACUUAACUUUUUUUACAACCGAGUCACAGAUUAACUUCUUUUAUCUGGAGGAACAGACGACUGAUGACGUGUCGGUGCUCAGGUGACGGAUGAGUGGAGCUGUCGAAGCACGGAUUGGAUGAUUCUUCAGGAGACCAGAUGUGAUUCGGGUUUGGUUCCACUGUCGCCCUCUAACCACGGACCCUCCAUGAGCUGACCUCUGACCCCUCACACCAUGAACGCCCCUCAGCAGGCGAACCCCCAGUUCCACUACGAGCUCAAUGGAAGAAACUCCAGACCUGAGGACGCCGCUCUGAGCCAGGAGGUGCAGGAGUGCAUCCAGUUCUUCGACGACACCAUCGUCUCCUUGGAGGAGAGCCUCACGGAAGAUUACAAGAGGACGGCGCCAAGAGGCCGCGGCCCCGCCGGAGAGGUCAACAGGUCAAAUCCCCACCCGCGUGUCCCUGUGUCCUCAGUCCUGACCGGACCUCUCAAUCCCAACCAGGACAUCAUAGACCUUGUCCGGCCGGGACCAGACCUGGUGCAGACGAGAGAGCGGGUCUUCAACCCCACCAGUCCAGAUUUCCAGAGUGUUGUGGCCCACACUGAAAGCCACUUGGAGGUAAAGCCCUGGCACGAUCAGAUGGACAGUCUUCCUUCAGAGUACAACCCCCCGCUCCCAAGUGGCAGCUAUGGGUCCAAGGACUCCUCCUACCACCCCCCCGGCUGCAUCCCCACUCCGGUGCUGAUCGCACAGCAGAUGGCAGAGAACCAGGCCGGUGGAGCCUCCAACCUCCUUCGCCAUCGCAGCUUUAACUCCGACAAGCCCCCGAGUCCCAGCUCCGAUCAACCAGGGAAACACGGGCCUCCUACCUCGGCCAAGCCGUCCCGGUUCCCAGCCAACAUCAGCGUGAUCCUGGGCAACAAGGAGCAGCAGAGCCAGUCUCUGGCUAACGUGCACAUUCAUGAGAGACGGAACCAGAUGCUGGCAAACCUCUCGGGAACGUCGAAUCCUUUGCUACCGGUAGAUCCAGAGCCGGCCGCGGAGCAGCAGGCUCAGAACACUCCGACCCGCAGCAUCUCCUUCAGGGAUCCCACACCAAGCAUCUCCAGGAUGGAGGCUCUGUCCAAGCUCGGCCUCAACAGGAACCGGGCCAUGUCCGGGGGUCCGGCGCAGCUUCCUGACAGCGCCUCACUGGACCCCCGCCCAGGUGCAGAGGCCAGAGCUUCCCCAACAUCAGGAACCAGCGCCACAACACCGCCUCAGAGCCGCGGGUACACUGACAGAAGAGCUGAGGUCCUGCGAACGCCUUCCCUCAGGAGCCUGGAGGAAAGAUCUGCCCAGCCGAGCCCCUCCCCUCCAGCCGUCACACGUCACAGCUUCUCUCCAUCUCCUUAUGAACACAAAGCAUCUGUGGCCCCCCCGCAUGAGGUCACCUCCAACAGCUAUGGAGGGAAAUCAGUCGUGGUCCACCCUACUGUUUCCAAAAGUGAACCUGUGUCCUCUCCGUCCAGCCCCGAUCCCAAAGGCCUCCCCCCUGCACUGGCUAGCCCCAGCGAGUUCAACACCUACGGAGGAAAGACCAAGGUCAUGAACCCUGCUCCUCCUCCAGCUGUGACCAGGAGCAACCUCCCCGACAUCCUCAGCUCCCACAUCACCAAGAGUCAGCCGGCGCCUCCCAGGUCGGAGCCGCAGCCCAUCGAGGCCAACAGCUACGGAGGGAAGAGCCGAACCAUCAACUCUUCCUCUGGGUCAACUCGCCCCUCAGAGCCUCCAGCAAGGAGCUUCAAACAUCCGGCCCCGGCCCCGGCCCCGAGAGCCCCCCCGCACUCACAGAAAGCAGCCGCGACCCCCGACCACAAGCGAAGGCCCAGCUCCAUGUUCCGGCCCCAGGGAAUCACGGUGCAGUUCGCUGGACGGGGAACUUCGGAGGAAUCGAGGAAGGAGGCGUUGAGGAAACUGGGGCUGAUGUAGAAAGUCUCCAUGAACUCAGCUAUUGUUCAGUCUCCACCUCCGGAGCCUGGGCCUGCGGGUGGAGGUGAUUUCCUUUGAGUUUCUCCAUGUGUGACCUGAGUUUGAGGUGUGGUCGGUUUGUUUGGAGAGAGACAUACUUUGGCCCGAGGAGCUGCAUCUCACGAGGAACCAGUUCAACCAGUUGCAGCAUGGAAACGUCUCCGUGCAGCAUCUGUGCAGUCGACUCUCUGAAGGUCUCACACGUCUGCACUUCAGUUGGUCGAGGUGAAGAGAAGCAGCGGACCAUCCUUCUGGGCCUCAUUUCCUCAAAUCACCUUAUUUUCUAUAUUUUAAAUCUAUGAAAUAUUUGACCCUUUUCUGUUCUUACUGGUUUGUUUUACCGACUUUGGGCCUUUUAUUCAGCUGGUGGGAGGUUUCUCUUCUUUUUGGGUUUUUCGGGCACAAAGAAAGUUGACAGCACUUUUCUGGAUGAAUCCUGAAAAGACCCGAACAGUCGCACAGAGUUCUGUGUUGUUGUCGUGGACUAAUGACAACAACGUGACAAGGAGCCGACCGUGAUGUGGAGCUGAGCGGCUGGAGGAUAUUUUUACUCUGUGGACGAACCUCCCACACCCGACCACAGACUGUGGAAUGGGCUCGUGGGUUCGACUCUCACUUGUCUGUACCGCGCAGAGGGAGUGCUUCUCGAUGAGCUCUUCAGGGCCGGCCGAACAAAUCGUUUUGUACGAAACACAAGCACUAAACCCACAGAGUCUAGAAAUACAUCCUGGUUUACUGAUGUGUUUGUUCUCCUGUCGACAACUUGGCUGUUUCAGACGUUUGACAUUUUCCAAGUGUGUUAUUUAACUGUUUAACUGCAAAAGCAUGAAUGUGUGUGUGUGUGUGUGCGUGUGUGUGUGUGAGUCAGUGUGUACGUUUACAAUGUUUAUCACAGACUCCGGCCUCUGUAGUUCCCCUACAGUUACUUUUGAAGUAUAUUUUCACACAGAAAAACUCUGUGUGAAUAGUUUUUGUGAAUUUUGUUUACAGACUCCGGUUCCCUGUAGUUCAUCUACAGUCUUUUUGAAGUAUCUAAUGGUGCAUAUAUAUAUAUACAGUGAAUAACUACAUUAUGAGGAAAUGUUUCCAAGAGUCGACACAUCUGCACAGAACAAGGACUUUGACAGUGGCAGUGGUGAACAGGAAGAUCAGCGUUCACGUGGCAGAUGCUGUUAUGGAAACAGCCUGGUCGACUGUCUGACUUUUGAAAUGUCCACAUUAUAUAUAAAUAUAUAAAUAUGCUCUAAUCUUAAUAUAUGUAAUAUUGAAUUAUUGUCAAUCAUUAAACGAAACAGUCA